Prorocentrum cordatum is the source of this 159-nucleotide messenger RNA. The record is from the annotation of a GenBank genome assembly. NCBI's taxonomy places the organism in Eukaryota, Dinophyceae, Prorocentrales, Prorocentraceae.
GCGCAGGUUGCCAUCCAGGCCGCUCCAGAGAUGCGGGAAUAUGAGUUAAUCAUUCUGUUCGGUGCCAUGUUCGGAAUGGUGUGGGCAGGUGACCCCGUGGUCGUCGCGACCAAGGUUAUCUUCGAGGAAUCCCACAGUGACCAGGACGGUUACCAUGAG